AAUGCUAACAGACAACAGAGUGAGGCAGUAGAACCCUUUAGAUGGAGGGACCGUCAUAAAAACUUGCUAAAACUGAGUGUUUUUCUUCUUUAUCCCUUACUUGUUAAGUUAACUAAUUGUUGUAUGUCUAGCAGUGGUACACAUCGAGGAGCUAGGCUCGCUGUAUAAGCAGCGAGCCAGAAAAUAGGCUAGUUAAUACUGUUAGCCUAACAGCUAAACUUGCUGCUGGGCAGCUUGUUUCCAUUAGUUAGCAUCGAUGAGGAAACCCAACCCCGCUUUAAAUGCUGUAAACAGGACUGAGCGGUGUGUCUGGAGUUAGUUAGUUGACCGCUUGUCUAAGAAAGAAUACACCACAAUGACAGAGGAUGCCAUCCUGUUGGAUGUACCUGUCAUUCGGCAGCUGUACCACUGGGACUGUGGGUUAGCCUGCUCCAGAAUGGUCCUGAAGUACCUCCACCCAGUCUGCGAUGAGGAGUUUCAGAGAGCAUGCUGGGACCUGAAGCUGACAGAGAGUGUGUGGACUAUUGACCUGGCCUACCUCAUGUGCCAUCUAGGAAUCAAACACUGCUUUUGCACACAGACUCUGGGCGUUGAUAAGGGGUUCAGGAAUCAGUCAUUUUAUAAGAAGCAUUUUGAUACAGAAGAAGACAGAGUGAAUGAACUCUUCCUUACAGCAGAGAGCAAAGGUGUGGUGGUGAGGAAAUGUUCAGUAACCGUUCAGGAAAUCCAGUCUCAUCUGGAGCAGGGCCACGUUGCCAUAGUGUUGGUCAAUGCUGUCGUCUUGACAUGUGAGCUGUGCUCCUCACCAGUCAAAUACUGUUGCUUCCUGCCCGUGGGUCAGAAGUGUUUCUGCAGGAAGCCCGAGUACCAGGGUCACUUUGUGGUAGUGUGCGGUUUCAACAGGACCACAGGCUGCAUUUUCUACAACAACCCUGCAUAUUCUGACAGGGUGUGCUGCACCAGCGUCAGUAACUUUGAGGAGGCUCGGCGGAGCUAUGGGACAGAUGAGGAUAUCCUGUUCAUCUUUAAGGAGAGUUGAUGGACAGUGGUGAUGGAUUUGGAUUUCACUCUUCCUCAGCUCAUCAUUAUAUUGACAUCAUGCUGCCGCAGGUCUCCAGUCCUGAGCCCCUGUCAGCCAUUGCAGAUCCCCAGGGCUGUCCUCUCUGGUGCUAAUAAGCCCGACUGCUCACAAGAAUAACAUUUGCUGCAGAAUCACUGCUCUUAUUCCCUCUUAUACAGUCAAUACUACUUGACCUGUGAUAGAUGAACAGCUGGAAGGUUCAAAAUCUAAGUUGAAAUGUAUUUUUUAAAUUUCCUUUUUGACAUGAGCAGAUAGUUCAAAUGAAUUUUAUUGUAUAUUUGUUGAAUUUUAAUGCCUGUGGUUGCUCAUAGAUAGAAUCUUGUGAAAUUUCAGACCGUGAGCAGUGGAUAUCAGACUUGUGGGAAUCACGACCAAGAAUAGGAAUUACCAGGAAAUAGUGUUCAUAUAAUUCAGGGCUGAUGACGAUAAUGUUUCAUAUAGAAAAUGCAUUUCCUCUGUUCAGUGGUGAAGUCUGAAGAGGAUCAUCUGCUGCCACCAUCCUCACCUCCACUUGCCUUUUUAAGAAUCCUCCUCACGCACCUCUUGGUCACUUUUUAUUCAGAUGAUUCUAUCAACAGGGAAUACAGGAGUUAUAGUGGUUGUGUUUUGAGAGUCUCAGGUAAUUAAUGCUCUAAUGUGUGACGUGUGCAUCAAAUGACAAAACUAGUUCAAUGCAAUAUUCCAUAGACUGUAUAUGGAACCCAAUCUGCCUGCAGAAGAACAUGGAUAGUGUAUGGACGCAAUGGAACAUGAACUCGCUAGUUUCAUUUACUUCACUGGGGGAAAAAAACAGGUAACAUGCUUGUUAGGUGGCUGCAUUGUUUUUUUGAUCAUGUGGGGAAAAGGUGUAAUUUUGACUCAAUCAUGGUAUCUGUUGAAAACAGUGAAGACUAGGUAUUGUCACUCAGUUUUUUUUUAAUUUUGGUAUUAUGUAUACAUUUUUGCACUACACUUUUCAUACCAGACAUAAUUAUGUGUUAUUUAAAUUAAAGGUUUUAUGGUGAAACUGCUUUUCUGAGUCUCUGAAAAGUAGUUUUUCCUGGUGGUUCUGUUUGGUAAGAACACCCAGCACAUUUUAAACCGCAGACUUUAUUUUUUAUUAAACAUAGAGCUGCAUUUAUUAUAUGUUAUGAUUAAAGAAUUUGAACACA
Molecule: messenger RNA, 2232 nt
Organism: Lates calcarifer (barramundi perch)
Lineage: Eukaryota; Metazoa; Chordata; Actinopteri; Centropomidae
Gene: gucd1
Product: guanylyl cyclase domain containing 1
Exons: 6
Coding region: 356-1039 (227 amino acids)
Source: RefSeq, a predicted model, not a curated record